UUUUUGCAAUGUGGUCAACUCUGUGGCUGCUACUCAGCUCGAGCCUGCUCGCCCAGGUGCUGGCGGCAGACUAUGAAAUGAUACUGGAGGAUUCGGAUGUAUUCGAGGAUUGCACUGAUGCGCCGCCCGGCGCUGUCAAUAUUCAUGGCCUGAUGGAUUUAAGCGACAUCACAAUGCAUCUCGAUGGCUAUAAGGUGCGCGUUGAGGGCACGGCCAGGACCAAUUGGAACAUACAGCCCGGCGAUCGCAUAGCGGGAGGAAUCACUAUAAUGAAAUUCAAUCGCGGCUUGUGGGAACCCACACUGCUCAACAUUGCCACGCAGGACUUUUGCAAAAUGAUGUACAAUCCGAAUGAGUAUUGGUAUAAAUACUGGACACGCUUUGUGACCAAUGCGGCGGAUGUUAAGGACAAAUGUCUGUCCAAUCCGGGCACCAUAAUGGAGCAUGAACCCUUUGAUUUGGAAAUGCGACUCUAUAAUAUGCGUGGCCCGAUACUGCAGGGUCGCUACAAAUUGGUGGCAACCCUGGAGGCAUUCGACAAGGAGAAUCACAGGCGUCCCGAAAGUGUUUGCUUUGAAAUUCGCGGCGAUUUUGAACAAAUCAAUCAAUGAAGCAAAUAACAAAAAAUUAAAUUCAAAUAUUCACAGUAUUUUGUUAAAAUA
Messenger RNA from Drosophila busckii, 662 nucleotides. RefSeq lists its product as uncharacterized. The record is from RefSeq and is a predicted model, not a curated record. The coding region runs from base 9 to 611 and encodes 200 amino acids. NCBI's taxonomy places the organism in Eukaryota, Metazoa, Arthropoda, Insecta, Diptera, Drosophilidae. The transcript is spliced from 3 exons.